UUUCCUCAGAGAGAUGAUAGAGCAUAUUCUUUUAAGCUAUGGAAGGAAAUACACUGAUGAUGCAGGGGAGGUUUACUUUGAAAUGCAUGAAGAUAAAAUAUGCAGAGCUAUAGUGCAAAUGCUUUUGCAAAAUGCAGUUAAAUUCAAUUUAUCAGAGUUUCAUGAAGUCUGGCAACAAAGUGUCCCUGAAGGGAUGUCAACAAGGCUUGAUCAGCUUAAGGGUUUGGCUCUUGUGGAUAAAGCCUCAAGACCAGAGACCAUCUUUCUGCUAAAAGUAGAAGACUUACCUGAAGAAAAUCAGGAAAGAUUGAACAGCUUAUUCAGCAUACAGGAAAAAUGGACGGAAGCAGAUAUUACCCCUUAUAUCCAGUAAGGAUAUGUUAAAAUAAGAUUGUAUUUAAAAAAAGAAGUCAAUUAAGCAGAACUAUGCUAUAAUUGGAGUUCACAUUCUUCCCUUUCUGCAUGGCUGACUUUCAGCUAUGUAGUUAUGUCUGAAGUACUGUGUUUUAAAUUACUACAAAUUCUACAUGAAUAGAAUCCCCACUCAUGUGAACUAUAGCUACAUUUGUUGGAUUUGAACUUGUGUAAAAAGCUGAUCCAUUGAAUUUAAAUGAGAACUGAUUUGAUUGAGGCAGACUUCAGCUAAAGAAAAUGUCCUGAAUCUUUACUUAGUCUCCAUAUUUACAACUCAAGAGCUGUACAGCAGUAGUGCUUCCUAAACUGCAUCCUUUUUUGUCCUACGUUACAAUGUUAUGUGGAAGACCAAGCCAGACUGCAUGUGGACAGGCAUAAAUGGUAACCCAGAAGCUACUUCAUUAAUUUUUUUGAGUGGCUCUAAAUUUACUUUAAUAUAAUUAUUUCAAAGCUAGUUUGAGAGAACAGCAAUAAUAAUUUAAAACAAAACAAAAGCCUUGCUUCUCAAGGCAAUCGUGGUCUUUCCUGUUCCUUAAAUUUCAAGCCAAGUUCUAAACUUUAGGUAAUUCAGAGCAUUCGGAGAGUAACUCUUGUGAUUUUCUCCCAAUACCCAAGUCCAGCUUAUGGCCAUAUUUACAGUCAUUUCACCGAACAUCGUGUCUGAAAGCAUGUUUAAUGCUAACGUCAUCUACUUUAUUUCCUCUGUAGAGACUUAUGUGCAGAGAAGCAGACGGUUGGUCUGCUUCUGACAAAAUAUGCUCGAUCCUCAAUGCAAAAUGGUAUUAAAGUUUAUAAUUCCAGAAGACCUAUCUCAUAAAAAAUACUGUUUUAAAAACUGAGGAUAUCGUACGGAGUAACAGUGAAUGUUGCUUCUUCCUCCCCCUUCUGGGGGAAAGAGUUGUCAGCAAAUGUUAUGUGGCAUUCUUGAACUGAAGCAGCUGAACUUUGUGAACAAAUUUAGUUUCCUGCACAGCUAAGUAGAAUGAGAAAGAACUUGCCUCUUCUAGGAAACCAUAAUGUCUGCAGCCCAUUUCCACCUUCCUCUGUCCGCUUUCUUUUCCUUUGUGUUUACAGUUACACUGGAAGUCAAGGUUCUUGAAUAUGAUUUAGCUGUUUAUCCAUACACUGAAGACUAUCAUUAAAAAUUAAAACCUUAGUAAUAAUUGAAUCAAAUGGAUUUUAACAGCAGAAUAAAAUGUUUAGUCUUUUGUCCAUUAGGGAGCAUUUUUAAGCAUGCGGAUUUUGUUGCUAUGUUGACAUUUUGAAUACUCACACCUUCACAAGCUUAUGAAUGAAUUACUGUUAACUGAGACUAAGCUGGUUCUUUUUGUGACCUUGAAUAACAUUGACGCAAAUUCUUGAUAGUUCAACGCUUGGCAAAAUGCAGCCUUUUAAAUAUUACAAGGAAAAAAAAGCAUAAUCAGGUUUGUAAAAUCAAGUCUGAAGACAUGAGAAAAUUGUGUUACGAAGUUCCUGUAAACUGCCAUUAGAAUGUAGCUGAUGUAAAAUUCAUCUUUUAAAGAAAACUGCCUUUGCUUUAAAGAGAACUUGCAAAACUUAGUAAUAUGAGUUUUUACGAUUUUGGUAUGGACAAUAACUGCACAUGAAAAUUGUGCCUUGAAAACUUAGGGUGGAAUAUUAUUUUGCUUGGAGCAAUUAAUUAGAAAUUUGCUAUGAUAUAGCCUUAAAAUUGAGUAACCGUAAUUGAAAUUUCUUGAUUAUUAAAAGCAGUUUGCAUUUGUCAGUGAAACAGUUUCAUAACCAAAGGUACAUUUAGUAAAUGCAAGGUGAUCAGUGGAGGGGGAUGGAAGAAACAAAAUCAAAUAAUUACACAUUUUCUGGAUUUUUUACAAAUAAAAAGCUGAAUAAAAGCUA
Centrocercus urophasianus (Greater sage-grouse) is the source of this 2289-nucleotide messenger RNA. RefSeq names its product DNA replication and sister chromatid cohesion 1 (gene DSCC1). The coding region runs from base 14 to 373 and encodes 119 amino acids. NCBI's taxonomy places the organism in Eukaryota, Metazoa, Chordata, Aves, Galliformes, Phasianidae. Gene Ontology annotation, cellular component: chromatin; Ctf18 RFC-like complex; nucleus. The transcript is spliced from 3 exons. The record is from RefSeq and is a predicted model, not a curated record. Gene Ontology annotation, biological process: maintenance of mitotic sister chromatid cohesion; mitotic sister chromatid cohesion.